CGACUAUUGUCAAAGUUUUCAAACCCAACUUAAUCAACACUCCUCGUUGCCCUCAUUCCUUUAUUCUUCAUUUUGCGGAUAGAACACACGUGCAAUGGCCAAAUUCUCAAAGUGCUCGCAAUGUCAAAUCAGAACUCGUAAAAUUGUUAGAGAUCCGGCGACUCAAAAGAACAUUUAUUUGUGUCCAAAAUGCUACCAACUGAGGAAGGAGAAGAAGAAUGAGAUGAAAAAACAGAAGGAAAUGAAGAAUGAAUUGCCAGCUGUGAAGGUAGAUAACAUUACGACUCCAACUCAAGUGGCGAUAAUUUCACCGAUUCGUCGACUGGAAAUUCCUGUUGCAAGUGCUGCUGCUGUUGUUGCUGCCACAAACGAAACACUGAGUGAGCCUGACAACGUGUCCAUGCCACGGGGUGUGCCUCAUUUGAUGGAGGUGUUUGUCAUCAAUGGACGCAAAUGUAUCGCCAUAUCUGAGAAAGCAUUAAUACAUUCGACAUAAGAAAAAUGGCGAAAUUUACAAGAAUCUAUAACAAUGUGAUCAACAUUUUUAUAUAAGAUUUUACACUAAAUACAAAAACAA
Molecule: messenger RNA, 577 nt
Organism: Drosophila nasuta
Lineage: Eukaryota; Metazoa; Arthropoda; Insecta; Diptera; Drosophilidae
Exons: 2
Coding region: 95-496 (133 amino acids)
Source: RefSeq, a predicted model, not a curated record